AUGGGUGGGAAAACGAGCAAGCCACUUUACCAGGGAACGCCUGGGGGGAGUCAAGAAACUAACCAAAAGGAGACCAAAGGAGACACUGGUCAAGAACUGGCAAAGGAAUUUGCGUCCAAACUGUCGCUCGGACCGUCGAAGAAAGAGGGCAGACGACACGCUCCAGCGCAACAGGGACACAAGUGUGAGGCGAGGACCGGAGCAAAGGAGAGGGCCAAAGCCGGACCAAGUGAGAAAUCACUACCAGGAUCUCAAGAAGUGAACGGUGAAGCUGACCCAACAAGUUAUGGCUCGAGUGCAGAUACACCUUUCCAUACUGAUGAAGUCAAUGCCGCUGUUGCUGUACUUACUCUCAUCACCGAUAUCUGCAAACAGGCUCCCAACCCUUCCAUCGAAGAACAAAGGCAGCUGCUUGCCAUCUUCGAACAGAUGCCGUAUCUCUUGACCCUAGAGGCACGUCGAAGGUACGGAGAAGAAGUUGUCUUGGCAGUUCAAUUUCUGACCACAGUGUACGAUCAUCCUGAAUCGGUGAACUGGGGAGCCAUUGAAAGCUUUGAUGACUUGCAGCUUACUUUGGAAAGCUUGAAAAGGUUUGGGAGCCGCACAGAAGCCAGACCAAGAGAAGGACCAUAUGGGGAGUUUAUUGUAUGA
Messenger RNA from Fusarium pseudograminearum CS3096, 651 nucleotides. RefSeq lists its product as uncharacterized. The transcript has a single exon. The record is from RefSeq and is a predicted model, not a curated record. Lineage: Eukaryota; Fungi; Ascomycota; Sordariomycetes; Hypocreales; Nectriaceae. Bases 1 to 651 code for a protein of 216 amino acids.